Messenger RNA from Suillus paluster, 396 nucleotides. RefSeq lists its product as uncharacterized. NCBI's taxonomy places the organism in Eukaryota, Fungi, Basidiomycota, Agaricomycetes, Boletales, Suillaceae. The coding region runs from base 1 to 396 and encodes 131 amino acids. The transcript is spliced from 2 exons. The record is from RefSeq and is a predicted model, not a curated record.
AUGAGUCAGGUACAGUCAGAUGAUACCAGUCACCUGAAAACUUGCAUUGGACAGUAUGCCGCCCCAAGGCCUACAGAUGAGGGGCUGAGCCCUACAAUUUUUACUGACAACAAAUCUUGUGCUAAACUUGGCGUUAAUCACCCCCAACUUGCAGCGCUGCUGUGUCCUAUCAAGCAUGUCAAAGCAUUUCAUGAAGAUCCAAAAAAAGUACAAGCCCAACUACAGAAUGCAGUGAUCAAGAUGCAAAUGGCUGCAUGGCCUGCAUUUUCAUAUGCAGGUGAUCCACCUGGCGCAGAUUUUGACCCAGACAAUGUUCAAGAAGGAUUUUUACAAAGUUAUUAUUUGAAGCGUGUGAGUAUCUCCUCUUCUCUUGUCAGUAAAGUCUCAUGUAUCUAG